Messenger RNA from Aphidius gifuensis, 666 nucleotides. RefSeq lists its product as uncharacterized. The transcript has 3 exons. The coding region runs from base 1 to 576 and encodes 191 amino acids. NCBI's taxonomy places the organism in Eukaryota, Metazoa, Arthropoda, Insecta, Hymenoptera, Braconidae. The record is from RefSeq and is a predicted model, not a curated record.
AUGAUAAAGUUAAAUAUUAUUAUUUUUUUGACACUUGUUAUAUUUUAUAUUAAGGUUUUGGGUUACGAAAAUACUGAAGAAAUUUCUACCGAGGAAAAGCAAGAUUUUGCCGGUGAAUGGUUGAUAGAAAAUACAAAACGAUUAGAUGAAUCUCAUAAAAAAGAAGUUGAUAUUUUUGUAAAGAAAUUAAAAUCAAUUAUCAAUGGAAAAACAAGAAAAAAUGCAAAAGAAAAAAAUGCAUGUGAUGCAUUGCUAAAAAAAAUUGACACUUCUGUUGAUCAAGUUGUUAAUGAAGCUAAUGAAAUACAUCUGAAACAAGUUAUCAUACUUGAAAAUUUUAAAGACAAUGCUAUCAGGACUUGUCAAUCUAUAAAUGAUUCAGGAGCAUAUAAAAAUUGUUUCACUCAAGUAACAGAAAAAAGAUUUGAAAAGUUUUUUAAAAAUAAAAAACUAACAAAUUCUGAAGACGAUAAUAUCGACGUCUUUCAAGAGUAUAUGAAGUAUCUUAUCAACGAAAAAUUUAAAAGUAUUUAUGAUGUUGUAAGUGAUCAUGAAGUUAAACUUAAAUGUACAUGAAUUUUAUAUUUUUUCUAAGCAUUUUGUCUCUAAUAUUUAUGCAAUGUAUUCAACCUUUAAACAAAUAAAUAAUAUCUUAUUUAAAAUUUA